AUGAAUAAAGGGAAUGAGUCUGCAGCCAUGGACUUCGUCCUCUUGGGCCUCUUCCCUGGUCUGAAACAUAGCCACUUCCUUGUGUCUGCUAUCCUCCUGCUCUAUGGUGUGGCCCUCACUGUGAACUCCACGCUUAUUCUUCUGAUUUGGGUGGACUCCCACCUCCACAUGCCCAUGUAUCUCCUGCUCAGCCAGCUGGCUCUCAUGGACCUGACAUUAAUCUCUAGCACCGUACCCAAAAUGGCAACUGACUUCUUUUCAGGGAAGAGAAACAUCUCACACGUGGCUUGUGGGACUCAGAUCUUCUUCUUUCUGACUCUGGGAAUCGCGGAGUGUAUCCUCAUCACCCUCAUGGCCUAUGACCGGUACGUGGCCAUCUGCAACCCUCUCAGAUAUGCCCUCAUUAUGAGCCAGAAGGUCUGCCUGCAGAUGGCUGCCGUCUCCUGGGCUGGAGGCGCCCUUACCUCUCUCGCACACACAGCCUACGCCAUGCACUUCCCCAUCUGUGGUUCCAGAGAGGUUGCCCACUUCCUCUGUGAGGUCAUGGCCAUCCUAAAGCUGGUCUGUGAAGAUAUCUCUGCCUAUGAGAAGGCUGUGCUAGUGACGAGCACCGUGGUUCUCCUCCUUCCACUCUCCUUCAUCCUGACCUCCUAUUCUCUCAUCUUCCUUGCUGUUCACCGAAUCAGUUCCACUCAGGGUAGGAACAAAGCCCUGACUACUUGCUCCUCCCACCUCACAGUGGUCAGCCUCUACUUUGGUCCAGCCAUGCUGGUCUACAUGAGACCUACUUCCUACCACACACCCAUGCUGGAUCAGGUCCUCUUCAUGCUUGGUGCCAUCCUCACCCCCACAAUGAACCCCCUCAUCUACACUCUAAGGAACAAAGAGGUGGUGUGCGCUCUGAAUAAGCUCUUGCGAGAGUGCCUAACCUCAAGUUAG
Chinchilla lanigera (long-tailed chinchilla) is the source of this 939-nucleotide messenger RNA. Its product is annotated as olfactory receptor 56-like. The coding region runs from base 1 to 939 and encodes 312 amino acids. The transcript has a single exon. The record is from RefSeq and is a predicted model, not a curated record. Gene Ontology annotation, molecular function: olfactory receptor activity; G protein-coupled receptor activity. Gene Ontology annotation, biological process: G protein-coupled receptor signaling pathway. Gene Ontology annotation, cellular component: membrane. NCBI's taxonomy places the organism in Eukaryota, Metazoa, Chordata, Mammalia, Rodentia, Chinchillidae.